Messenger RNA from Meloidogyne enterolobii, 1309 nucleotides. Lineage: Eukaryota; Metazoa; Nematoda; Chromadorea; Rhabditida; Meloidogynidae. The record is from the annotation of a GenBank genome assembly.
CCUCGGUACACUACACUACAGCCGAAAGAAAAAAAAGGGAAACACAAACUUAACUAUUACCGAAAAUUCUAUUUUCCAAAACUCGUUCAAAUGGUUGGGGUCUUCUUGGCGCAAGGCAUUCCUUUGUCAGGACGACAAGGAAUGUUGCUUUCUAUUUUCUUGACGGACUCUUUAGAUUUAGAAUUUUUUACCCCAAGAAUCGCCUUGGCUCUCGGCUCCCCCAUAUUUCGGAAAUAAAGCUAAAACCCCAUUUUUCGUUAAAUGGUAAACCUAAUUGAAAUGGGCGGGACUCUCGGGCGUCGAGGGGGUUGGUUUUUUGUGUUUUCCUUUUUUAAUUUUGGCUUCUUUCCUAAUCUUACUGGGCGAAAUUUGCAACCUCCUAUGGUUCUUCUAUUUUCAAACUAUACUAGAAAGGCAAUUGGGGUACUUAUUCUCUCCCCCUCCCAGUUUGAGUUUUAGUUGAAUUAUUUUACUAUAAGUACCGGCAACUGGUAUGCAAGAAAGGAAAAAGGCUGACCAUUCUGUACAUAUAUAUGGGAAAAAUUGGGGAAGAAAAAAUGUGAACCCUAAACCUUGGUUUACCUUAAAGUUUUUUUCGAAGAGUCCGAUAGCUUUUAAAUUUUCUUUUAACAUAAAAAAUCUUUUAGUUGACAAAAGUGAAGAAUAUGUACUUCGACUUUCAUCAAUUAUUAAAAGCAAAGAGGACAUUCAAAUCGUUUAUCAUUAUUUGAAUAAGUUGUUUAAGUGCUCAUUCAAAUGCUCCUACUUUGAAGACUAUAUAAUCAAUCCAGAAUUGAUUGAAUUAUUAUUUGGGGAAGCUAAACAAUUUUAUGUUCAAAAUUGCAAUAUCUCUAUUCAAAACCGCAAUAUUGGAAUUUUAAUGCGUUUGAUUUUGAAUAAUUUGGCUAGUGAAUAUCAUCGAAUUUCUUUUCAACCAAUGGGUGAUGACACUAUGAAGAAAUAUAAGGAUGAUUUGUUUAAAAUUUUAUUAAAUGGGGGAGACAAAUUUGGAAAGGUUAAUGUGAUGUUCCAUUGUACUCCAGGAUUCUACAAAAAUGUUUAUAAUCAUAUUGUUGAAUAUGUGGCAACCUCUAAAGACGUUUCGAAAAUGGUAGCUAUCAUAAUUUUAGAUUUCUCUAAUUGCGAAAGCCUUAAAUUACACGACAAGGCGACAAAUGUUGAAGUUAAGAAAUUAAAUGAUAAGAAAUCUACUACUUAUCAAGUUGUCAACAUUCACGAUCCAACGGUUAAAUUCUCGUUUUGUAAUGAAGAGAGUUUCUAUGUUAGAAUUACAAUUAUGAAGGAGUAG